CUACCCAAUCGCCUUCUCACGCCCGUCUCCACACCAUCUAUAACCCCAUCGAGAUCUUUGAUCAUGCCUCAAACCGCCGACAAUCUCCUCAGCGAUCCUGAAAUCGCCACUGCCUACGAAGAUGUGCGAUCCGACAAGUCCGCAACAACAUGGAUGAUUCUAAAGUACAUCUCCGGAACCUCGGAUUCAUUGAAGCUGGAUAGUACUGGGGAGGGUGAUAUUGCUGAGAUGGUGGAGCACUUAGGGGAUGAUGAGGCGGCUUAUGCGUUUGUGAGGAUGACAGUGGGGAAUGAUGAGUUGUCGCAGAGAGUCAAGUUUGUGUUUGUUUCUUGGUGUGGUCCCAACACAAGAGUCAUGCGUAGAGCAAAGAUGACCACUCAAAUCGGCCAGGUCAAGCAGGUCUUGCGAAGCUAUGCCAUCGAGAUUCAGACGGACAGCAAGACCGACCUCAAGGAGUCAGAAGUUACCAUGAAGUUGAGAAAGGCCAUGGGAGCCAACUACGAUCGCCAAACAUCAGGCUACUAGGCAUUCAUAACGCAAGCCAAUAUCUCAGAGGACAUAUAGGUGGCUACAUACAUAAUAG
Aureobasidium subglaciale EXF-2481 is the source of this 583-nucleotide messenger RNA. RefSeq lists its product as uncharacterized. Lineage: Eukaryota; Fungi; Ascomycota; Dothideomycetes; Dothideales; Saccotheciaceae. The coding region runs from base 64 to 525 and encodes 153 amino acids. The record is from RefSeq and is a predicted model, not a curated record. Gene Ontology annotation, cellular component: plasma membrane; actin filament; site of polarized growth. Gene Ontology annotation, molecular function: actin filament binding. Gene Ontology annotation, biological process: regulation of actin filament polymerization. The transcript has 3 exons.